Molecule: messenger RNA, 2166 nt
Organism: Hippocampus zosterae (dwarf seahorse)
Lineage: Eukaryota; Metazoa; Chordata; Actinopteri; Syngnathiformes; Syngnathidae
Gene: poglut3
Product: protein O-glucosyltransferase 3
Exons: 6
Coding region: 22-1587 (521 amino acids)
Cellular component (GO): endomembrane system
Molecular function (GO): glucosyltransferase activity
Source: RefSeq, a predicted model, not a curated record
AUCUGGCUACCACGCAAUACAAUGUUUAAACGUAACGUAGACUCGCUCACGCCUUCUCGUCAUGCUUUACCGUGUGUUCAUUUGGUCUUCGUUGUAUUUAUUAUCUUACAAAUCACGGUUGUUAACGGCGAAAGAAUCAGCCCCGGGAGUUGUCUCAUCUGGGGUCCAGGACUUGACCCUCAUGUAGUUUUGCCGGUCCGCUACUUCUUCAUUCAAGCGGUCGAUUUCAAAGGAGAAAAUUUCAGUUCAUCUCCAGGUAAAGACACAUUUAAAGUGAAGAUAACUUCACUGGAGAAGAAAGAGCAUGUCCGCAUCCACGUUCCCCCACCUUUGGACAGAGGAGAUGGAUCCUUCAUGGUGAGGUACCGGUUGUACAAUACAGCAUCGACGGGCCUGAAGGUUGAGAUCUUCCAUCAUGAAACUGCUGUUGCUAAAUCACCCUACAUCGUCCGAGGUCCAGUCUAUCAUGAGUACUGUGACUGUCCUGAACCCGAUGCCUCCGCAUGGCAGAGUGUCAUGCAGUGUCCACUCGACGAGCCUCAGAUUGAGGCGGACUUUAAAUCAUUCCCGUCGAUCGACCUGCAGCGCCUCCGGGAGCAGGGGCCUCAAAGAUUUGCAAACCGAGGAGGCAUCAUUCACUACGCCAUCCUGAAUAAUCGUCUGUACCGCCGAGCGCUGGGAAAAUACACCGACUUCAAGAUGUUUUCGGAUGAAAUGCUGCUAUCCCUGACGAGGAAGGUGAAGGUGCCCGAUGUCGAGUUUUACAUCAACGUCGGCGACUGGCCGUUGGAGACGAGGCCGGCUGAUGCGGGCCCUGUCCCGGUUUUGUCCUGGUGCGGAUCUACAGACUCACGAGAUAUCGUCCUCCCCACCUACGAGAUCACUCAUUCAACUCUGGAAAGCAUGAGAGGCGUCACCAAUGACCUGCUCUCUGUUCAAGGCAACACAGGUCCCUCGUGGGUAAACAAAACCGAUCGGGCCUUUUUCCGUGGCAGGGACAGCCGAGAGGAACGUCUCCAGCUGGUCUCUCUGUCCAAGAAACAUCCCAAGCUUCUGGAUGCCGGCAUCACAGGAUGGUUCUUUUUCAGAGACCGGGAGAAACAUGUUGGCAAAGCGCCGCUUGUUGGAUUCUUUGAUUUCUUUAAGUACAAGUACCAGGUGAACGUGGACGGUACCGUGGCAGCGUAUCGUUUCCCUUACCUGAUGCUUGGAAACAGUCUGGUUCUGAAGCAGGACUCGCCCUACUAUGAACAUUUCUACAGUAGUCUGAAAGCUGGCACCCACUACCUCCCCUUUAAGAGAAACCUGUCAGACCUGCUGGAAAAAAUCAAAUGGGCCAAAGAGAAUGAUGCCGAGGCGCGAAAGAUGGCCACGGCCGGUCAGGCCGCGGCCCGCGAGCUGCUGCCCCCUAGCAGACUCUACUGUUACUACUACCGAGUGCUGCUGACGUAUGCCGGACGGCAGUCGGGCCGGCCGAGCCGCCACGCCGACAUGGAGCCGGUGCCUCUGUCGGAUGAACACGAAAAUGGGUGUACGUGUGGGCGUGACGGCAACAAAGAAGAAAAGUCUGUCAGAGAUGAACUAUGACGCAACUUCGACAGAGAAAAUAUCGCAAUCCGGCACCGUCUGUGAAUUUUGAAAGUAGGUCGUGAAACAUUUGGGAAAGUACGACUCUUUUUCCAGAUUAAAACACCAAAAAAAAAGUUUCAUGAUUUUAUGAACAAUAUUUUUUUUUUAUUACUUUGUCAUUUUACUUUCACGUAUCAUAUUUUUUUAUUGACUCCUCCGGUCACCCCGUCCAUGUUUUCAUAUUCAUUUCCUUCUAAAGUGUUCAACAAAAAUAAAAUCCAAAUUCCGGACCCAAGGAUGCCUAUUUACUCAUACGCUGUCUCAUGAGGGUGAAGAAAAGACAUUUCUGAAAUGGAUGUAACAGAGACAAAAAUAUUCAACCACAAAUUUUGUGUGAAGUAUAAAAUAAGUUGAAAAGGAAGCUCGCCACCCAAAGGAAACUGUUUAUGACUUGUGACAUGGGACUAGACUCAAGUCCCAUGUCAAGAAACCCUCGUGUCACUUGAGGGUUUCGUCCCACAGUGCAAAUAUUAGCAAUGCAGUAGUCACAAACUUAAGUGUCAUUUGUAUGCGCUCUAAGUAAAUAUUGUCAAACUU